Chironomus riparius is the source of this 888-nucleotide messenger RNA. The record is from the annotation of a GenBank genome assembly. NCBI's taxonomy places the organism in Eukaryota, Metazoa, Arthropoda, Insecta, Diptera, Chironomidae.
UUAGAUGUUUCCACAUUUACAACAUUCAAUUGAGUACAAUUGAAGAGCUUAUAACAGUUUUCUUAGUCAGUCGAACGCAACCCACCAACAGUCAGCAACUAAUCAUCAAUUCAACACCUCAAAACCAUGCUAAAGCUCAUCAUCAUCACCAUCUCAAUAGGAUUAGCAUCCACAACAGUCUACAAUUAUUGCAGCCACAAUUUGUGUUCAUUAACUGAAUAUAAGCACAUCACGUGUACAGCCACUGGUGACUUGAGUCCAUCAUGCUCAUCAAAUGCUCAAAUUAUUGACCUUACUGGUGCUGAUAAGAAGAAAAUUUUGGAUUUACACAAUCGAUACAGGAACAGAAUUGCGAAUGGUGAUGAGUCUGGAUUUAGCUCAGCUGCAAAGAUGGCUACUUUGGAAUGGGACGACGACCUCGCUGACUACGCUGGCCUCAACGUUCGUCGCUGUCGAGAUGAACACGAUUGUCACAACACACCAGAAAUGAAAUAUUCAGGUCAGAAUCUCUUCUUUGAAGCCAAAACUGAUACCUUUGAACGUGACAUUUCGUCCUUUAUCGACUCUGCAUUCCAAUCUUGGUGGGAUGAGAGAACUUCAGCCUCACAAGACGACAUCAACUCAUGUUGUGGUGCUCCUGGAAAGAUCCCACAUUUCCUUAUGGUUGUCAGUGACCGAGCUAAUCGAGUUGGAUGUGCUUUGUCGCAGUAUGAAGGUCCAUAUGGAAAGACAACUUACAUUGCUUGCAAUUAUUCAUUCACAAUCAUAACUGGACAGGCUGUUUAUGAGACUGGCGAGCCAGCAAGCAAAUGUCAAACUGGAGCUAAUGCAAAAUAUCCAGCAUUGUGCAGUUCACAGGAGGAAGUUGAUCCAAAUAAAGUUUUUUAA